AUGUACGUGAACUUGGAUGACAUCCUGUUCUCAAUCUAUGAGGUCCAGUUUGUUGAUGGACCCACCAUUGCCAGCAGUAGAACUUUUACCUAUUCUGUAAGCAUCUUCCUCACCCCAAAUGUGUCCGAGAAGGUUGAGCCAGGUUCUGUUUUUUUAAGGCCCGGAUAUUUUCGGCUGCCGGUUGCCACGCCGCGGCGCCUGCUCAGUCCUCGGAACCCGGUCCCGGAGCCCCGCUCUCUUUGUGCGGUUGAGCCUCGUCACGGGGACUUAUGUGGGGGAGGCUUUUGUUUUCAGCGCCUCUGCAGGCUUCACUUCACCGGAGGAUGCCAAGACGAGCUGCUGCUGUGCUCCUGCACGGAUAGCGCAGAAAAACACGGCAGAAACACGAGAAUAACACGGUGUCCCGGUUCUGAAGGUCCAGAUCUCUGGGAAACCGGUCGGGACGGUGUUCUGCCAUCACCGCCUGGUUCAGAUAUUGACAUGAAGAAAGACAUUGAGACUCUAAUAGCAGAGGAACGUGCUGACAUCAUCUUAAAAUAUGCUACGGGCAGGCAGGGCGGUGUGGAGAUCGAUCCCUGGGAAGAUGCUGAUUACAGCAUCUAUAAAGCCAUCGACCGCUUUGGCUUCAUGCAUGAGAAUGAGUUGCCGGCCCCAACAGUUCAAGAGGAGAAGCGGAAGCAACUGGAGAUCGAGAGAGCAGAGAAAUGGUUGAAGAUGGUUAAUAAAUGGAACAAAUACAAGAACAGCGACAAGAUGGUUAAACGGAUCUACAAAGGCAUCCCCCUGCAGCUCAGAGGCCCGGCCUGGACGCUGAUGCUGGACGUGGAGCGGAUCAAGAGGGAAAAUGAAGGCAAAUACGAGAAAAUGAAGGAGCAGGCCCAACUGUGUUCCUCAGAGAUCAAACAGAUCGACCUGGACAUUAACAGAACCUUUCGAAACCACAUCAUGUUCAUGGACCGGUUCGGGGUCAAGCAGCAGUCUCUCUUCCAUGUCCUCUCUGCAUAUUCAGUUUACAACACUGAGGUGAGCUACUGCCAGGGCAUGAGUCAGAUCGCUGCCUUGCUGCUGAUGUACAUGAACGAGGAAGAUGCCUUCUGGGCCCUGUCUCAACUGCUGACCAAUGAAAAGCACGCCAUGCAUGGCGUUUUUGUUCCUGGGUUCCCCAAACUUCACAGAUUCCAGGCCCAUCAUGAUCAGAUCCUUUCCAAACUUCUCCCCAAGCUGAAGAAACACAUGGACAAGGAGCAGAUGUCUGCAGGGAUCUACAGCACCAAGUGGUUCAUGCAAUGUUUCAUUGACAGGACGCCGUUCACCAUGACCCUUCGGCUGUGGGACAUUUUCAUUCUGGAGGGAGAGCGGCUCCUCACCGCCAUGUCCUACACCAUCCUGAAGAUACACAAGAAGAGUCUGUUAAAAAUGUCUCUGGAGGAGCUGCGAGAGUUUCUGCAGGAACGAAUCGCUCAGACUUUCCUACACAAUGACGACCUGAUCAUCGAGCAGCUGCAAGUCUCCAUGAUGGAGCUAAGGAAGAUGAAGCUGGACCUUCCUCCUCCAGGCAAGCCUGAGGAGCUGCCUCGGAAACCACUUGGCCAGGAGCUGCCGGUCCUUCUCAGGCCAGUCCAGCCCUCUCAGGGGAGGUCCUCCUCAGCCACUGUGUUCCCCAGAGCUGGCCUUAGUCUCCACAUAAUCUCCCAUCAGCUGGACUCCAUAUUCCCAGAUCAGAGCCCCUCCAAGGACCCCAGGGAUCUGGAGGCUGUGGAGGAGCAGGAGGCCCAGCUGCCCUCUCCAGAUCCUGUCAUCAUCCACAGCCAGGUGCCUCUCACACCUGAGGGCUCUCCACUGAUGGGGCCACCACCUUACCAGCCACCAGGGAGCCCAGCUCAUCCAUUACUGCCAGAAGACCAGGCGAUAGAUACAGCUGCUGACCUCUCAGCUCAGUCCUCCUGCAGAGUCCCUCAGACCCUACCGGCUCCUGUGACCCUGGCAGCAUCUCUGGCUUUGGGUUUGGCUCAUUCUGAGUGCCUAUCUGCAUCAGAAAGUACUGAGGACCGAGACCUGUCCAAGCUGCUGGAACAGGACUUGACUCUGUCCUCCACCAGGAGCACCAACCAGGACCAGGGUGGGGAAGAGGUGGAGAAGAUCCAAACGGAUCAUGAACAUUAGAUUCCUGGUCAAAGGUCAAGUUUGGGUUGAAUGUUUUAAUCUGUAUUGUUUGAGUCACAGUUUCAGGGUUCAGCAAUAAGAGCUUCAGCUCUCAGAAGUUUCUGUUUCUAGACUGAAGCAGGUUUUAAUGGAACUCUUUGGGCUUCUGCAGCAGGUAACGGUUCAGAUGUUCAUGAAGACUCCCACUCCUCCGGUUGUUACAUGUCUUUAUGUCCAGGUCUGUGUCUGGGUUUGGUCCCUAAACAUUGACCUUAACAGCAGGAUCCAUAUUUAUCAAGUGUUUCAGCUUCCUGAGUGGUUUUAGCUAAAGUAGCAGAAUCAUGUGUCUAUUUUAGAGAAACAGUUCUUUGGGUCCUUAUCCAGCUUUAAUUUCUUGAUUUUUUUUUUUUAUGGUCUUCAAAAUGUUUCAUGGAGUUUUCCUACUUUAAAUAAUCAUUUGCAUAAUUCUCCUCAAACAAAUAUGUUGAUAAAACCUGUCAAACAGCAGGUGGGACUAAUCCUUCAGACAGGUGAUAAAUAACAGUAUCGGAAGGUCUGAAGUCAAACCAGAAGAAGACUUCAAAAAGACUUCAGAGAGCUUGUUGUAAAAGCAGGUGAAUGAAAAUCCUUGCAGCACAAGGCUCUAAAGACCUACAUUACAAAGAACUCAUCCAUCGUCUACCCCUGCUUAUCCUUGCAGAGUCACGGGGCGCAGCUGGUUCCUAUCUCCAGUGCUCAUUGGGCGAGAGGCGAUCUAGACCCUGGACAGGUCACCAGGCCAUCACAGGACAGACAACCAUGCACCCAGACUCUCCUAAGGGCCAUCUAGAAAGAAGAGUUAACCAACAGUCAAAGUAGGAGUACCUGGAGAGAACCCACGCAGGCACAGUGAGAACAUGCAAUCUAUGUGCAGCAGGAGAAGAGACAGGACCUUCUUGCUGCAAGGCAACGUUGCUACCAGCUGUUCCACUGUGCAGCCCAUACAUAGAUUUUUAUUGGGUGUGUUUUACACUUCUGGAUUCUGUGCAGGAUGUUGGACUGCUUCCACACAUCAUGUGCAUGAAUGUCAUCUACCUAAACUUUUCUUUUUCCAGGGUAGAGGGUUUGUACAACAAACAAAAUAAUGAUUCUUAAAAAUAAUAAUCUGGAUUUUUUCCUGACAAAAAUAUACGUACAAGCUCAAAUAUAUACAUACACCCCCAGUAAUAAUUGUUUGAAUCUCUUUCAACAAGUUGCACGUUGACCACAUGCUUUCUGUAACAUCAACGAGCUUCUGGCAUCAUUCUGGCUGAAAUUUGACCGCUCUGCUUGGCCGAAUUAGCAGAGUCAAUUCAAUUCAGUUUUAUUUAUAUAGCUCCAAUUCACAACACAUGUUGUCUCAAGGUUCUUCACAACAGUCAGGUUCAUAGAUUCCAUUUAAUCCUAACCAUUGAACAGUUCAGUCAGAUUCAGUUAUUUAUUCAAAUUGGAUUAAAAGUUUUUCUAUCUAAGGAAACCCAGCAGAUUGCAUCCAGUCAGUGACUUGCAGCAUUCACUCCUCCUGGAUGAGCAUGUAGAGACAGUCAUCUGACCCAAAUUGUCCCCCUCUGAUAAAAGAAAAUUGUUAGGAUGUUGAGAAGCACCAAGGAACCGUGAACCGGAAACCUACCAGAAACUGAACUGCUGGAGCACCAGAGUUUCUCUCAACACCGAAUCCAGUUUCACAUCACAUGGACUGAGAGGGUGCUGACCAAGAAAUGAGCCCCUGCUUUUUAAAAUGAUUGAUGUUGUACAACCAGUCCACUCUGGAGAAGGAAAAUCUAUCUUUUAGUAAACGAGUGUGUUUCCACAUGUAACCCCUUUUAAGACCUAAUGAAUGGCUGAGCUGAGAGACACUCGAUGAAUAUGGACCUGAGACCUCACCCUUUACAACACUUAAUUCCACUUUUCCAGAUUUGUAAUGUUGCUUGGUGAAGCAGACCUCCUGCUCAGUCUGCCUUUGUAAACUGUUUACUAGCUCAGUUACAGUUAGAUUUUUAUUUUUUGUGUAUAGUAACGUAUGGAUGCCUUAUUUGGAUUGGCUUCAGUUCUUCUGUGGACGUUGGCGGCGACUUUCAGGUAUUGGACUGAACUCAGAACCUCUGUCACAGUGAGCUGGCUCACUCUUCUGAUUGUACACAUGGAGCUAACUAUAAGGACGUGUUUUUGUAGCUCAGUUAUUUAUGGUUCGAACAACAUCUCUUCUGCUCUUUAUUUCCUCCUAUUAAAUUCAGUUUUAUUUGUUGCCUAGUGAAAAAAUAUUUGGUUUUGAGAUGAUAAAUUAUUUUGUGUUAGAAUCUGACAGAACUGUGAUUAGAAACAAGGAAACACUGACAUCUAGUGGUUGCUUUAGGUUAAGCGCGUCUCCAGUUGUAGAGCUAAAACAAGUAGAAAUAUUCUAGAAGCGUUUUUAGCUUUAAGCUUAAAUUCAGGCCACAAAUUUUCAUUAAUUUCUAUGAUAUGAAUAUGUUUAUGAAAUUUGACUAUUUAAGUGCUAAAAUGUCAAAUUGUCAGUCCAAGUUGCUUCAGUAGAACAUGUUCUUGGUCUUUAUUGUCUUUAAAAAAGAUCCGGUGGUAGAACUUAAAUGGGAACAGUUGAAAAAUCUGAUUUUGCAACAAUAUAACUUGUAUCUGCUUUUA
Messenger RNA from Girardinichthys multiradiatus, 4800 nucleotides. Its product is annotated as USP6 N-terminal-like protein. The record is from RefSeq and is a predicted model, not a curated record. The transcript is spliced from 16 exons. The coding region runs from base 1 to 2163 and encodes 720 amino acids. Lineage: Eukaryota; Metazoa; Chordata; Actinopteri; Cyprinodontiformes; Goodeidae.